Molecule: messenger RNA, 1081 nt
Organism: Rotaria sp. Silwood2
Lineage: Eukaryota; Metazoa; Rotifera; Eurotatoria; Philodinida; Philodinidae
Source: the annotation of a GenBank genome assembly
AUGAAUUCUACUAUUGAAAUAAAUUUUGUUUUAGCUUUAACUCCUUUAACUAUUGAUACAACAACACCUAAAGAACAAGAAAAAUUAGGUACUGCACCAUUAAUCACACCAAAUCUCGAUAAGGUAAGAUCAACAAAUACCGAAAUGUCGACAUUUGAAGCUUCGAUAUUUAUUUUUAUUUUCAGGUUUUGUGCUUACAUACCAAGGUGUUGGAUCCGAAAGAAUCUGAUCGAGAUGGUUCAUCAUAAUAACAAGGAAUAAAUCGGUUAUGAUCAAAAAACUAAAAAGUUAUAACAAUUGAUGAACUUUAAAUUUAAACAUGUUAAAGUUAAAUAAGAAGAAAAAAAUGUAUUGUAUUUUAUUCUUUCAUUCAUUCAUUCAUAUUUAAAUAUAAAAUAAAGAACUAUUUUUGAAACAUUAGUAGCACUUAGAAAAAUUUUCUCUUCUCCAUCUAUCUUCAACCAAUGCAUAGAUAUUUAAAAAUAUCAUUAUAUGCAGUUUUUUCUCUUUUAAUGAUGUUAUUAAACAUUUAUCCAUCAAUUUUUUUUAUUCUAUUCAUUAUAGGUAAGGCACAAGUUCAAUAUUCAUAGCAUGUAGUCUAAUGUCAUCGACUAAUUCAUCUUGAUCAAUAUAAAAUACGAACAAUACUUCUGAAUCAUAUUCGGAAGUCCUUUUAUAUAUGAGAAAUGAAUAAAAACAUGUAACACACUUUUAUCAGUAAGGAAACAAAAAAACAAUAAUAAUCGAAUUUUAAAAAUGCUAAUAAAUUGCGUCGUUGUUUUUUUUUUAAAGUCAAAAACGUUCAAUCUAUUACUUAGGUCUGACUAAAAGUUCUGAGAUCUUUAAAUAAAAAUAUAAAGAUAAGGAGAUAUUUUUAAUUUUAUUUUACCAAAUAUUGAGGAUAGUUGCCAUGAUUAUUUAUAUCAAGUUCAAUUCUUUUUAACAAUUUACUAAAAGUUUUUUUGAACUCUUUUUCGAAAAGAAUUUUAGCUACCUUGGAUACCGCAUGAGUACAUAAUAUUUCAUUUAUUUAAUUAAAUAAACUCCCUUCAAUAGAGCUACUUAAUCAAAUAUUAGGUAC